Molecule: messenger RNA, 1139 nt
Organism: Candidula unifasciata
Lineage: Eukaryota; Metazoa; Mollusca; Gastropoda; Stylommatophora; Geomitridae
Source: the annotation of a GenBank genome assembly
ACCAACCAAUCAGCAAGGGCUACGAUUCUGCAAACAACAUGAUCAGACACGAACGCCACGUCCCGGCUUCCCCCCUCUACCGACCCGACCAGGGCCACGGCACGGCUCGUGAUGAUCCCAGAUACGGCUCAGCACACGGCGGCGGGCGGGACUAUGAGGUUGCUCGGCCCAAAGACCCACCCACACCUGACUACAACACCACCCAGCUUCACAUCCCAGAGAGCAACAGCGAUGACGACACCAAACUGCGGCUGGGGGCACUCAGGGGCAGCCAGGAGAAUCUCAGGGAGUACAGGCCCAACAAUGUCACGUGGGCCGGCUAUCAGGAUCCACCGGUGGUCAAUCGAGGACCUCCCGAAACUGACCGACCCAGCUACGGGGGCGAGAGGGUCCACAGAGACAAUCCCUGGACCUCACGGACUAAAGCAGCAGACGGCGUGGUUGACCCCAGGGUCGGAGGUCAGCAUGACGGCAUUGGAUUGAUCGGCAGCAGGAAUGGUGGCGCCCUCCUCUUCAUCCGAUUCCCUGUUGGACAAGGGGAGAACAUCCAGGUGGCGUCACAGGCAUUUCUCAAAUCCAAAACCCACGACAACGGAGGACGUUUUCUGGGUCUGGCCAAAAAGGUCUACGACUUCGGCUACGAGAAGGGUCCGACAGAAGCUAUCGGGGUCUUCCACUUCCCCAGCAUUGAGAAGGCGUUCCUCUUCUUCCAGAUGGACCCUAUCAUCAGACAGCCGGACUUCCCUCCGCCCUACGGCCAUGCCGAGAUGUGGAUCGUCUCAAACGCCUACCUGCCAGACAACUUACAAUUGUUCAACACCUUCCUACUGUCAGAGGUCCAGCUGCACUCCGGCAAGGAGAAACGGGAAUUCUUUGAGACAUUCCAGAAACCGUUUGAGAACUAUCUAUACAAAAAUGGCGCCAUGCCGUUCGUGGUCUGCUCGUAUGGGUCCUUUGACCGGAAGAGCUUGAGACGUCACAACUACGAUCCCGCAGCCAUAGUCACGUGCCAUCUGUUCCAAGGACUGGACCACCUCAACUGGAUCAGUGGUGAUGAAACUUACUCCAAGUUCCGAAGUCUGCACAACCAGAUGGCAACAGAGAAGUGCUCCAUCUUCAGCCUCUCCAAAGACAUCUAA